Sordaria macrospora k-hell is the source of this 906-nucleotide messenger RNA. The record is from the annotation of a RefSeq genome assembly. NCBI's taxonomy places the organism in Eukaryota, Fungi, Ascomycota, Sordariomycetes, Sordariales, Sordariaceae.
AUGGAGGAGCAAGGCCCUGUUAGCAAACUCCGGAAGAUCAUCAAGUUCAUCAGAUCAUCGCCCCAGCGCAGCGAAUCUUUCAAGAUCCUAGCCCAGGAAACUGACAAUCAAGACGACUGGCUGCUCCAUGAAGAAUCAACAGCCGAGUUACAGCUCACUCUCAGCAACGACACGCGAUGGAACUCCACGUACCUUAUGAUCGACAGAGCUAUCAAGAAGAAGAAUCACAUCCAGUCUUUCCUUGUACAGUUCCAACUCUCUGAAGGCGAGGGAUACGGGAUUUCUGCCCAAGACUUUCUUACUGCCGAGGACUGGCGACUGCUUGCUGAGCUGAAGGCGGUAAUCGAGCCUCUUUACUUCCAGACCAUGAGAUGCCAAGGCUGGGGCGAGAAGGGCUCUUUCGGCUAUCUCUGGGAGGUCCUUUCUGGGAUGGAGUUUCUCCUGGAAAAGUUAGAGGACUGGAAGCUCUUCUUCGAUGAGCCAGGAGACGAUGCUAUUAGCCAGAGCCAGGUUCAUCUACCUUGUCGAGCUCUACGCAAUGGACGCAUACGAGGAAAUCAGUCCGCUCGUGUACGAUCUCCCGAGUUGAAUACGCAGGCCUUGCCUCUCCACGUUCAAGAAGAAUUCUCCCUCGGCCCUCCAAGCGUAGCGGCGCGCCUGAACGUUCUCUCUAGCGAUUCGCGAGGCUACCUUCGUCUCUCUAUCACAAACGCGUGGCAGAAGCUCAACGAGUACUACACGAAGCUUGGAGAGUCUCCCCUCUUUGCAGCAGCAAUCAUUUUACAUCCAGGGCGCAGUCUGCGUUGGCUUGAGACUCGCUGGAAUACGGGCGAUCAGCUUGCGUGGCUUCGAGAUGCCAAGGAAGGUCUCGAGGGAUACUGGACAGCGUGGUAUCACGAUCAAGCG